UUCAGAAUCUUCACAACACUGUAAACAACACACCAAGGGCGUCAACUGGCGAUCACCAGAGGUCACAUUCAGGGGCGAUACUUUUAUCAUUUUCAAGAGUAACAGCAAGGCGUAGUUUGGAUCGAUUUAUCUGAACUCUGCCUACCUGAUUAAUAAUCAUGGCGUCUGCGAUCGCUUCCUCUGCCAGCCGGGCCCUGGUGUCACCCACAGCGGUUGUGCAGCGGCAAAGCGCUUCGAGGCAGUUUUGCAUGCCCAUUGCAUGCAGACCCUCUUCGAUCGCUGACAGCAGACCGGCUGGUGUCAGGUGUCAGGCCUCUUCUGAGCAGAAUGAAGCGAUCCAUUUGGGACGGAGGGAGGCUUUGAUUGCAGGGCUCGCAGGGUUGGCUGUUGUUGGGGCUGUUGCUCCGCCAGAGGCGCAUGCCGAUCAGUUGGAAGAGUACAAGGAGGACACCAAGUCGAUAAUCGGACAGAUUAGAACUGCAUUGGAUCUCGACAAGAAGGACCCUGCCAAGCCGGAUGCAGUAAAUGCGCUGCUGGAGAACUCCACAGCGUGGGUUGCCAAGUACAGGCGUGAGAAAACCGUUGCUGGCAAGAGCUCGUACGGCAAUGUGUACUCGGCAGUCAACGCUGUUGCGGGUCACUACAACAACUUCGGCCCCACCUAUCCUCUGCCGGCAAAGAGAAAGGACAGAAUCUUUGAGGAAUUGGUUGACGCCGAGAAGCAACUAGCGAGGAACAGAUAGGUAAAUGACAAUCUGUCCUAAUCUGCUUUGAUAGAUUGCAUCGUAGGUCGAGUUGGGUUCCUCAGUGUUUUUGGGUUGAGAUGAGACGAGAUUGUCUUGAUCACAGUAACACUUGUGUUCACGGCUCAAGUUGCAAGCAUACGAGUGUGUGAGAGGCUGUAAUUUACCAAUUAUUGACGGCGCGUGUGUGUGGACUUUACCUGCCGCAUUAGGAAACAUUACGAAAUCAAAUCCUGGAUACAGAUUGUCUUCAAGCUCGGUUGACAGCCUCCAGGAUAAUCUGUACCUACUAGCCUACCUACAUGACCCGCUUCUUGAAGCAUAUCCGCCGUGUGGCUUUACUUCUGAGAGCUGGCCCAGUGAGUCAAUCCGACGCAUAGUACGUGCGAG
Messenger RNA from Klebsormidium nitens, 1133 nucleotides. The record is from the annotation of a GenBank genome assembly. NCBI's taxonomy places the organism in Eukaryota, Viridiplantae, Streptophyta, Klebsormidiophyceae, Klebsormidiales, Klebsormidiaceae.